Molecule: messenger RNA, 358 nt
Organism: Candidula unifasciata
Lineage: Eukaryota; Metazoa; Mollusca; Gastropoda; Stylommatophora; Geomitridae
Source: the annotation of a GenBank genome assembly
CUCAUCAGGCGUGGUGGUCACAGCUCAUCAGGCGUGGUGGUCACAGCUCAUCAGGCGUGGUGGUCACAGCUCAUCAAGCAUGGUGGUCACAGCUCAUCAAGCGUGGUCGUCACAGCUCAUCAAGCGUGGUGGUCACAGCUCAUCAAGCAUGGUGGUCACAGCUCAUCAGGCGUGGUGGUCACAGCUCAUCAGGCGUGGUGGUCACAGCUCAUCAAGCGUGGUCGUCACAGCUCAUCAAGCGUGGUCGUCACAGCUCAUCAAGCGUGGUGGUCACAGCUCAUCAAGCGUGGUGGUCACAGCUCAUCAGGCGUGGUGGUCACAGCUCAUCAAGCGUGGUGGUCACAAUUCAUCAGGCGUG